UGUCAUAUCACUUGUUGCAAAACGAGCACAACCACUUUUAUUUUUGCGCGUUUUGCGCGUAUGUGAGUGAGAUCGUGUCAUUUCCCGGACCUUCUGUUUUCCGUUCUCUCCUCUCUAAUCAUUGUUGCAAUUCACAUUACACACACUACUACAGUGAUCCUCCCCUUUUUUCCUUUUCCUUUAUAUUUGCUGUCUCAUUUCCACCGACAAUCGAUACAAGCUAGCAAAUAACAGCCUUGAUAACAAUGGCGAUCAAAAGACUCGAUGAGCUGCCGGCACACCUCGACCCACAUUGUCUUUUACUUUCGAAUCUUAACCGGGAGACGAUUGCCGAAACUUUGAAUGACUAUUUCAACAAAGUGGGCGAAGUAGAUCGUGUAGAGAUUGAUCUUGACGACCGAAACCGAUCCAAAUGUUCUGCAAUCAUUCUUUUCGCCCAUCCACUGACGGACUACAACAUCAUUUUAUCAAACUUGAGAAUCGAUGGCAAAGCGGUCCAAAUAGAGUUUGCACCCAAAGGCUUUGCAGCAACCCAUCCAUGGCGUGAUACGUCGAGAAAAUCGGAUCGAACAUGGGUCAUUGCAAAAGCAUUCUCACUCGGUACCAUGCUGGCCCCCAAGACCUUUGUUAAUAUGUGGUCCUGCGAGCGCGAUGUCAGUGUGAUCAUGGAUUUCGCCGCGCGUCUCAUGUCUGUACGGUUUCAGCAUUUGAGUCACACGUAUCGUAUGGAGUUCCCCUUCAACAACAUCGAUGGCGAAAUAAAGUUGGAGCGCGAAGAAAAUACGACGCAUUUCACGUUUACUCUGCGAUGCCCGGCACGGACAUUUCGAGAAAGGUACAUCCAAGAGCAACCAUCUCUACAACAACCACCAUUACCACAGCAGCAGCAACUACGCCAGAGGCAAUAUCAACAACCGGGUGGAAACAGAUAUAGCCGCAACAGCAGCAAUAAUCACGGAUACAACAAUUGUGGUAUGAGCAGCAACAACUACAACAAUAAUAGGUCAGCACCGCCCGGCCGACCCGAAGUCAGAGCAACGAAAAAGGAUGUGACUCGAAUCUGGGAACGUAUUAUGGAGAUACCACUUGAUGCUCAGGCACAGCAACUGAUUAAUCAAGAACCCAAUGGCAAACGCAUCCCAAUUAGUCCAGAACACCCAGCCCAUCGAAUCAACUUGGCAGCAUGGCGCACAUACCGCCUCAAAUUCGAAACGACCGAAGACUGGAUGCUAAACGAGUUUGAAACGAUGCUACAAUACGCGGCCCAGUUCAACUUGAUUCCACAAAAAUUUAACGUGCGGCGUCAAUUACCGCUACGUGUUUUGCCAGCAUCCCAACUAUCUGAACCAGUGCACACGCACUCACGACGCGCAUCGCAGAUCAACGAUUUUGACGUGUUGUACUACCUGGAAUGUGCAGUGACACAAGGACUGAUCGACCAAGUCAGUCUUGACGACACCUUGUACGAGACGCUGAAUGAAGUCGGCCACGCAGGUGCCAAAUACCCUCGAGGUAUUCUGUUGGCGUUACUUCAAGAAUCUUCGCGCAUAUGGAAACCCUAUGAUGCAAUUUACAAGAUAUUCAGCCAAAACGGACUCAAGAUCGCUGCGGAUCUGGCCGUACCUAAUCAUUGUGUCCAAAUCCGUAAAGUCAUUGUCACGCCUACAACGUUGUAUCUUCAAACGCCAACUCUUGAAGUUAGCAACAGAGUCGUUCGUCAUUUCUCAGAACAUGCGGAUCGGUUCUUGCGCGUCCAGUUCAUGGAUGAAGGCAUGACGCGUAUUGCUGCCACGUUUGGUGGGGAGAGCAGCGACGCUAUCUAUGCACGGAUUUAUAAAACCCUACAGAAUGGGAUCCAGAUUGGUGCACGUCGGUAUGAUUUUUUGGCGUUUUCAAGUUCACAGCUUCGAAAUCAUGGUUGCUGGUUUUUCGCGCCUACAAAGGAACUUACUCCUGGUAUGAUCCGAGCGUGGAUGGGCACCUUCUCACACGUCAAGACCAUUGCCAAAAAUGCAGUGCGCAUGGGUCAGGUAAAAAAAACAGUAGCUUCGAUACGGAGAAGUUGGCACAAUGCUGUUGGUGUGAUGAGAGGGGAAUAGCUCCACGAUGAUCUUCGGUUUUUCUAAAAAAGGCAUCAAUUUAGUGCUUCUCAACGACAACUCCUACGAUCCAACUGAAUGAAAACCAAGUUGAGGUGAUUGACGACAUUGAACGCAACGGAUACACCUUUU
Zychaea mexicana is the source of this 2231-nucleotide messenger RNA. Its product is annotated as RNA dependent RNA polymerase-domain-containing protein. Gene Ontology annotation, biological process: siRNA processing. Gene Ontology annotation, cellular component: nuclear RNA-directed RNA polymerase complex. The transcript is spliced from 2 exons. Gene Ontology annotation, molecular function: RNA-directed RNA polymerase activity; RNA binding. The record is from RefSeq and is a predicted model, not a curated record. NCBI's taxonomy places the organism in Eukaryota, Fungi, Mucoromycota, Mucoromycetes, Mucorales, Lichtheimiaceae. Bases 246 to 2099 code for a protein of 617 amino acids.